Molecule: messenger RNA, 2062 nt
Organism: Numida meleagris (helmeted guineafowl)
Lineage: Eukaryota; Metazoa; Chordata; Aves; Galliformes; Numididae
Gene: GTF3C5
Product: general transcription factor IIIC subunit 5
Exons: 11
Coding region: 294-1586 (430 amino acids)
Biological process (GO): transcription initiation at RNA polymerase III promoter
Cellular component (GO): transcription factor TFIIIC complex
Source: RefSeq, a predicted model, not a curated record
ACUCCAUUCUUUACGCACGGGGCGCUGUGGAAGCAGAGGGCGGCGCGUCAGCUCGGCCCGGAACCGUCGCUCGGCGGAACCAUUGUGCUGCGGCUCCGGGCGGCCCCGGGGAGGGACCAGGGAGCGAUGGCGGCGGAGGAGCCGCGCGGGGAGCGUGGUUCGGGGCUGCUGGAGCUGCCCAGCGCGCCGCGCUUGGUAUCUACGCGGACCCCGGCAAAAGGUUGGAGCUGUAUUUCCGCCCCAAGGACCCCUACUGCCAUCCCGUGUGUGCCAACCGCUUCCCCGCCUCGGCCAUGCUGCUCAAGGUGAAGAGGAGGAGCAGGAAGAAGCGGUUGGGCGCAGAGGAGCAGGAAGUCCAGUUUGAAAUGGAAAUUAUUGGGAUCGUCACAACGGUUUACAAAUUUCAAGGAAUGUCAGAUUUCCAGUACCUAGCGAUGCACUCUGGUCCUGACGGCAAACAAACCUCCAUGUAUGAUAAAGUCCUCAUGCGUAAACCAGAGAAGGAAGAAUUUUUCAACAGGGAAUUACCUCUGUACAUCCCUCCACCAAUUUUCUCACGUCUGGACACUCCUGUUGACUAUUAUUAUCGGCCAGAUGUCCAACACCGGGAUGGCUACAACAAUCCCCAGGUGUCAGCUGAGAACCUCAUUGGCCUCAGCAGGGCCCGGCGCCCCAACAACGCCAUCUUUGUGAACUUUGAUGAUGAAGAAGUCCCAACCAAACCACUGGAUGCUGCUGCACAGGCCUGGAAGAAAGUGUGCACCAAUCCUGUGGAUAGGAAAGUGGAGGAAGAGCUGAGAAAACUCUUUGAAGUUCGUCCAGUCUGGUCUCGGAAUGCAGUUAAAGCAAAUAUCAGUGUCCAUCCAGACAAGCUGAAACUUCUGUUGCCGUGUUUGGCCUACUACAUGAUAACAGGUCCUUGGAGGAGCUUAUGGGUUAAGUUUGGGUAUGACCCUAGAAAACACCCUGAAGCAAAGAUUUAUCAAGUACUGGAUUUCCGAAUUCGCUGUGGAAUGAAAUACGGUUACACCCCUAAUGAUAUGCCAGUGAAAGCAAAACGCAGCACGUAUAACUACAGUCUGCCCAUCACUGUCAAAAAGCCAGUAAGUCAUACAGUCAGUGUACACGAUUUGAAGCAGGGACUUGGUACUUCUGGUGCAUCUGGUGCAAAAAAGCCUGCCUCCAGCAGGUAUAAACUGAAGGAAUCCAUCUACAUUUUCCGAGAAGGAGCCUUACCCCCGUAUCGGCAGAUGUUCUAUCAACUCUGUGACUUGAAUGUGGAAAGCCUACAAAAAAUCAUCCAUCGGAAUGAUGGUUCAGAGUCAGAAUGCACGGAGCGGGAUGGAUGGUGCCUUCCAAAGACUAGUGAUGAUCUGAGAGAUACCAUGUCCCUGAUGAUAAAGCAGAUAAUCAGAUCCACAAGACCUGCUCUUUUCUCAAGUACAACAAGCAGUGAAGAUGGCAAAGAACAGCUGGCAUAUGAAUCUGGAGAGGAUGAGGAUGAUGAAGAGGAGGAAGAAGAAGACUUCAAGCCUUCUGAUGGGAGUGAAAACGAAAUGGAAACAGAAAUUCUAGACUAUGUGUGAACUCAGUGAGGAGUCUCACUGCUGUUGGACAGAAUCUUCUUGGCUCUUGUUCCUUCAAUGCUGAUGGUUCAGCAACCAUACACAGGGUGUGUGAGAGCAGAACUUGCACUAAGGUGCCAGCUACCUGUCUGCACUGACUGUGGUGCCUGCUGAUGGCUGUCAUUUUUGAUGUUCAGAUGCCAUUGCCCACAUUUUUAUAACUGUGGGAUAAUAAGCCUUCAGAACAUUGCCACCAUGGAGAUAACAGGUUUCUUGCCAGGCUCCAGCUGGUGUUUACUGCAGCAGCUCAACAGGCUCCAAGAAAAGAGAAUCAAAACCAGCUGGCAAUACACCUUAAAACAGGAGAAACUGUGUUCCCAAAUCUCUCUGUAAGAAAUAUAGCAUGUCUGGGGUGACGGUCAUGUGGAAAAUAAAAAAAUGGCCUGAAGAGGUUACCAUUCAGUUAUAGAAAUUAAAGAACUGCUGGCACGUUCUAA